Pseudo-nitzschia multistriata is the source of this 1135-nucleotide messenger RNA. The record is from the annotation of a GenBank genome assembly. NCBI's taxonomy places the organism in Eukaryota, Bacillariophyta, Bacillariophyceae, Bacillariales, Bacillariaceae.
AUCAUUGUGGUUCAAUCCUCACAGCAGCAGCAGAAAGAUUGCGUACGAGCGGUAAAACUUAGUUACCAGCUUGACUUUGCACCUACAGCAUUUGGUGUCAACGGUAUGUUCCGGUUGGAACUCGCAAGAUCAGACCAUGCUAUUCUCUGUGUUAUUGAUCUUAUGCAUCCCAUCUCUGUCGACCUGUUUUGUUCGAGAUGYCAUUUCUCAUCAGACAAAUAACAAUCUCAGACCUGCACAUAAAUUACGGAAUGGGAUUUCGUCCGAAGAUCUGCAGGAAAUUCUUUCCGAUGAGCUAAUUCCACACCAAGAGACCGAGCUKUGGCUUGAUCUUCGUCGUACUGCGAUCCAUCCAAAAUCUGCCAUUGAACAAUUGGAAACACAAAUCGGAGUUACGUCGUUUGUCGACCGAAUCCUUUUGUCAGAAAAUGYAUUUCAAAACCUCGUAGAUGUUAACGACAUGUACUUGACUACAUCUCAGAUCUUGUAUCAAUCUUCCCAAAACAACGACAUAUUUUUAUCCUCGAGUCAGGGUUUAUCUACUCCAUUUGGUAGCCUUUCUUUGGCACCGAGUGAUGCAUCGAUGCCCGUGGAGGAUCCAAUCCAAGCGAUCGAACUUAUAUCUACUGGCAAGUGGAUGAUAUUAGGGAAAGAAGAAGAAAACACGGACGAUCAAGUUGAAUCRUUGAGGAUUGACACAGUGGGAAAUUUUUUAGAUAUUGCUUUGUCUUCCUGUCAAGCCGGUUUGUGGGAUUAUUCGCAGCAGACGAAUGGAUUGUUGUUGCCGAAAAGCGAUAUUUCCGUUGGAUCCGAGGACAACGACCAACAGAUCGAGAUCCAUUCGACCACGGGCGGAGUAGGUAUAGUGUGCGAUACGAAAUCAGCAUUGAUGAAUUUAGCGUCUAUAAUACAACUGAAGAAAAGUGGGACAAGUAACUCUGUCACUGAGAGUGGCAUCAUACUUCAGAGCAGCGAAGAUACAUCAACCGCAGUAGGAACUUCGAUCGUGCUUCCGUUCUCAGUUGACUUAUGGCAAGUUGCAACAUUGGUCUUUGGAAAAGAACUGUACGGUGAAAGCGAUGAUAAUUUUCAGUAGAAUAUCAAGCGAUAUUCUGCGCCUUAGAUUUUGUGUUUU